UGCCGCUCGGCGCCAUGGCGGAGCAGGGGGAGGGAGAGGAGGCGAGCGGCCCGUCCGUGUUGUUCCUGCAUCCGGACUUGGGACUGGGCGGCGCGGAGCGGCUGGUGGUGGACGCGGCGCUGGCGCUGAAGGCCCGGGGCUGCCGGGUGCAGGUGUGGACGGCGCACUACGAUCCCGGGCGCUGCUUCGCCGAGACGCGGCAGCUGGCAGUGCACCGCGCCGGGGCCUGGCUGCCGCGCAGCUUCUGGGGCCGCGGGCACGCGGUGUGCGCCGCGCUGCGCAUGGUCUUCGUGGCUCUCUACGUCCUGCUGCUCAGCGGGCAGCACGCCGAUGCCUUUAUCUGCGACCAGGUGUCCGCUUGCAUUCCGAUACUCAGGCUGGCCAGAACACGGAAGAAGGUUUUGUUUUACUGUCACUUUCCUGAUCAGCUCCUUACCAAGAGAGAAUCUUUUCUAAAGCGCCUCUACAGAAUGCCACUGGAUUGGCUGGAAGAGUACACCACUGGCAUGGCAGACUGCAUCGUUGUGAACAGCAAAUUCACUGCCAGUGUAUUCAAGGAGACAUUUAAAUCCUUGUCUCACAUAAACCCAGAUGUCCUUUAUCCAUCACUCAACACCAGUAGCUUUGAGACAGUGGUUCCUGUGGACAUAGUUGACUUGAUUCCCAAAAAGACCAAGUUCUUGUUUCUAUCUAUUAAUAGGUACGAAAGAAAAAAGAACCUCACAUUGGCUCUUGAAGCUUUGCAUGAGCUUCGAGGAAGACUCGAUUCUCAUCAGUGGAGUGAAGUUCACUUGGUUAUAGCAGGUGGCUAUGAUAAACGAGUUCUGGAAAAUGUGGAGCAUUAUGAAGAACUAAGGAAAAUUGCAACUAAGCUUAACGUUAGUGACCAUGUCACUUUUGUGAGAUCAUUCACAGAUGAACAAAAAAUCUCUCUUCUUAGUAACUGUGUGUGUGUGCUGUACACACCAAGUAACGAACACUUUGGCAUUGUUCCUCUGGAGGCAAUGUACAUGAGACGUCCAGUUAUAGCAGUUAAUUCGGGUGGUCCUUUAGAAUCAAUUUUGAAUAACGUUACAGGAUUUUUGUGUGAUCCUCUGCCAACACAAUUCUCUGAGGCCAUGGAAAAAAUCGUGAGAGAUCCUCUCUUGAAGGACUCAAUGGGAGCAGCUGGGAGAGUCAGAUUUAUGGAAAAAUUUUCCUCAGAAGCAUUCUCAGAACAACUGUAUCAAUACAUAUGCAGACUAACACAAUAAAAUUGUAUUUUUUUUAUUACCUUUUACAGCUUUGUGUCUGUGACUUAUAUAAGGGGCCAAUGUUCAGUAUGACUAUGAUGAAGGACCCAGAACUUGUGAACUUCCUUGUAAUACUUUGUAUGCUGCCUUUGGUCACUUGAUGUGAAAAAAAGGAAAAAAGUCAACCUUGUUAGAAGGUUCAGAUUUUCAUGUAUUAGACUGAUUGUUUUUUAUGCAGUGCCUUGGAUAAAUGCAUGGUUCAAAUGGCAGUGACUUACUAGACUUCACUGCACAUUUUGCUUUAGGAUUUUACGAUUAACUCAAUUUACAAGGUACAGAUAUGUGCAGAUAAGCAUAGCUUUACUCUCCUGAGAAUUUCAAAUAAAAAAAAACUAACAAGCAAAAGAUUUAGCUAUGGUAUGAGAGAGAACACGAUUCAACUAAGUGUUUAAAGAAAAUAUUUUCCUUAGGGAUAUGAAUUGUAUGGGUUUUUGUUUUUUUAAAUGUUUUUACUGUGCUUUUACUUUUACUGUGCUUUUCUUCUAGAAUUGCAUAAUCCAGGUGUGCUGGGCAUCAUAAAUGAGCAAACAAGUGUGUGAUCAGGCAGAAUGUUGGUACUGAAAUUCUACAUCUUCGUAGAUACCUGCUAUGCCUAAUGUUGUAAUUUUUAAGAGUUUGUGGGUUGUAGAAAUGUUCCUAAUUAAAUGUUUCAUUAAAUUCUAAGUUACAGAAAGCA
Messenger RNA from Centrocercus urophasianus (Greater sage-grouse), 1968 nucleotides. It is a transcript of the gene ALG2, whose product is annotated as ALG2 alpha-1,3/1,6-mannosyltransferase. The transcript is spliced from 2 exons. Lineage: Eukaryota; Metazoa; Chordata; Aves; Galliformes; Phasianidae. The record is from RefSeq and is a predicted model, not a curated record. Gene Ontology annotation, molecular function: GDP-Man:Man(1)GlcNAc(2)-PP-Dol alpha-1,3-mannosyltransferase activity; alpha-1,3-mannosyltransferase activity. The coding region runs from base 15 to 1253 and encodes 412 amino acids.